AUGACAGCUAUCUGGACCAUCACAUUGAUAGCUGCUUUAAUAUACUCUGUAUCUUUGGUGUGGAUGACUUUUCAAAGGUACUAUCAGGCACCUUUAGUCACCACUCAGAUACCAGAAGGGAUCUCAAUCAACAAAAUAAUAUUUCCAGCUGUGGGGAUUUGUACUAACAAUAGAAUUAGCAAGCGAGCAGUAACUGAAUUGGCGAACGAUUUGUUAAAAGAGAAACGAAAUGAAAAGUACAAUGAGAAAGAGAUGUUGUCAAUGCUAUUCGGUUUAGGGCUGCUAUACAAUCUUCAAAUGGAUCCCAAUAUUGUAGAUGUGAUGGAACUUCAUCAAACUCUCGGAGAAUAUGAUGUCAAUGAGCUAAUGAAAAAUUUAACUCCAAAAUGCGAGGACUUGCUAUUGCGAUGUUCUUGGAAUAAGAAUUCGAUGGCAUGCUCGAAAUUAUUUGAUUUCCGCCUCACAAUGAACGGAUAUUGCUGCACGUUUAACUACCUUCGCAGUUCAGAUGUUAUGUUUGAAGAAAGUACUGACGCUCGCAGCACUGAUAUGUAUAUGUAUGGAAACAAAUCCAGUUUUGAUUUCGACCAAGGAUUAAAAGUCUUACUAUACUUGGAAGAGGAUGACGACUUUUUCUAUAACACACCUUUAAGUGGAGCUCAGAAAUAG
Messenger RNA from Pieris brassicae (large cabbage white), 669 nucleotides. RefSeq names its product sodium channel protein Nach-like. Bases 1 to 669 code for a protein of 222 amino acids. Gene Ontology annotation, cellular component: membrane. The transcript is spliced from 6 exons. Lineage: Eukaryota; Metazoa; Arthropoda; Insecta; Lepidoptera; Pieridae. Gene Ontology annotation, biological process: sodium ion transmembrane transport. Gene Ontology annotation, molecular function: ligand-gated sodium channel activity. The record is from RefSeq and is a predicted model, not a curated record.